GAUGGCAUCAGGCGUGGCCGGCCGAGAGCUGACACCGUCCGUGACCUGAUCAGCGAAGGCGAGCACUCCUCCAGCAGAAUCCGGUGCAAUAUCUGCCACAGGGUCUUUCCACGAGAGAAGUCGCUGCAGGCCCACAAACGAACUCACACCGGUGAAAGGCCUUACUUGUGUGACUACCCAGAUUGCGGGAAAGCCUUUGUUCAGAGCGGGCAGCUCAAAACUCACCAACGUCUCCACACAGGGGAGAAACCUUUCGUCUGCUCAGAGAAUGGCUGUUUAAGCAGAUUCACGCAUGCAAACCGUCAUUGCCCCAAACAUCCGUAUGCCCGACUGAAGAGGGAAGAGCUCACAGACAGGCUGAGUAAGAAGCAGACAGCUGACAAUCAAGCUGUGGCUGAGUGGCUAGCAAAAUACUGGGAGACCAGAGAACAGCGUGCUCCUGCUUUGAAAACUAAAACAAUCCAGAAAACAGAUCAGGAACAGCAGGACCCAAUGGAAUAUCUUCAGUCUGAUGAAGAGGAUGAUGAAGAGAAAAACAGUGCUCGUUCAGCUGCCCGCCGCCGCCUCCAGGAACAGCGUGAACGCAUGCAUGGCGCACUGGCUCUCAUUGAGCUUGCAAACCUAGCUGUGGCACCCCUUCGACAGUAGAUAGGAAGCACAGUAGAUAGGAAACGAGUCUGCUUAUACAAAGUGUACUUCCUGGUGGUACUUAACCAGUUAGAUCCUGGGCAUAAGCUAAGCACCUUAUUUGCUUAUAAUAGGCUGCUAUUCUGUAGAAUUUAUGAAGAAUGUUGUUGCUCCAUAACAUGGGGUGAGAGAAUUGCACUUUUUGUAAGGUAAAAGAUAGAUGUAAGUUUCUAAGUAUUUUGUAAAUAUAGGUCUGCAUAAUGCAGGGUUGACAAGUUAACAUGUUGUGGGAA
This is a messenger RNA of Pterocles gutturalis (yellow-throated sandgrouse), 920 nucleotides long. RefSeq names its product zinc finger protein 367 (gene ZNF367). NCBI's taxonomy places the organism in Eukaryota, Metazoa, Chordata, Aves, Pterocliformes, Pteroclidae. Gene Ontology annotation, biological process: homophilic cell-cell adhesion. Gene Ontology annotation, molecular function: ionotropic glutamate receptor binding. The annotation marks the transcript as partial. Gene Ontology annotation, cellular component: cell-cell junction. The record is from RefSeq and is a predicted model, not a curated record. The transcript has 4 exons.